AUGAGUCAUAGAAAAUACGAAGCACCAAGACACGGUUCCCUCGCAUUCCUCCCUAGAAAGAGAGCAGAGAGAAUAAGACCAAGAAUCCCAUCCUACCCACAGGACGAUGCCACCCAGAAGGUGCAUCUUACAACAUACUUUGCAUACAAGGCUGGUAUGACCCACGUAUUAAGAGUAGGAGAGAGAGAAGGAAGUAAACUCAACAAGAAGGAGAUCAUUGACCCAGUAACUAUUUUGGAGACCCCAAAGUGUGUUGUGUUCGGAGUUGUAGGAUACAAGAAGACCCCACGUGGUCUUGUCAACGUAAAGACAGUUCUUGCAGAGCACAUUGACGAAUCCGUUAAGAGAAGAUACUACAAGAGAUACUACAGAUCCAAGAAGACUGCCCUCUCCAACUACCCACUCAAGUACAAGAACGGAGUGAUCGAGCAGGAGAUCCAGGCCAUCAGAGACAACGCAGAUGUUAUCAGAGUGCUGAUCCACAGUCAGGCACCAAAGAUCAAGAUCCUGAACACCAAGAAGGCCCACAUCAUGGAGUCCCAGCUCAACGGUGGAACCAUCCAGGAAAAGAUUGACUUUGCACUUGCACACUUUGAGAAGGAGAUAUCCUCCCAGGACUGCUUCUCUAGAGAGGAGAUGAUUGACAUCAUUGGAGUGACCAAAGGAAAAGGAUUUGAAAGUUGUACCAAGAGAUGGGGAACUACCAUCCUCCCAAGAAAGACAAACAAAGGUCUCAGAAAGGUUGCCUGCAUUGGUGCAUGGCACCCAAGCAGAGUCAUGUACUCCGUUCCUAGAGCUGGUCAGACCGGUUUCCACCACCGUGUAAUGCAGAACAAGAGAGUGUACCUCAUGGGCGAUGGGCAGAGCACAGAUGCAUGCAAGACCGAGUACGAUCUGACUGAAAAGACAAUUAACCCAAUGGGAGGAUUCACUGGAUACGGUCACGUAAACAACGAGUUCAUCAUGGUUAAGGGGUCAGUAGUUGGACCAAGAAAGAGAGUCCUUGUCCUCAGAAAGAUUGUUGGAAGAAAGUACAAGAGCGGAAACGCAGAGUCCAUCAACAUCAAGUUCAUCGAUACCUCCUCAAAGAUUGGAAGUGGUAGAUUCCAGACUUCUGCUGAGAAGAAGCAGUUCUACGGAAAACUUAAAUCCGAUAUUACAGCUGAAAAUGAACAGGAAGAAUAA
This is a messenger RNA of Nematocida ausubeli, 1185 nucleotides long. RefSeq lists its product as uncharacterized. Gene Ontology annotation, cellular component: ribosome; cytosolic large ribosomal subunit. Gene Ontology annotation, biological process: ribosomal large subunit assembly; translation. The transcript has a single exon. Bases 1 to 1185 code for a protein of 394 amino acids. Gene Ontology annotation, molecular function: RNA binding; structural constituent of ribosome. The record is from RefSeq and is a predicted model, not a curated record. Lineage: Eukaryota; Fungi; Microsporidia.